This is a messenger RNA of Anopheles funestus (African malaria mosquito), 3024 nucleotides long. RefSeq lists its product as uncharacterized. The coding region runs from base 2306 to 2839 and encodes 177 amino acids. The record is from RefSeq and is a predicted model, not a curated record. NCBI's taxonomy places the organism in Eukaryota, Metazoa, Arthropoda, Insecta, Diptera, Culicidae. The transcript is spliced from 3 exons.
GAGGUAUCCACAAGACAGUUUGUUGAAUGGAACGGCGUUGAACGGUGCACGGAAACGUAUGUGCCGGAACUGAAAGGAUAUUGGAAAAUCGCUUUUUUAUUGCGGCUGAGAGAUUGUCGGAAUCUGUCCGAAUUUCCUGGGAGGGAAACCAAGUUUUUUUCCGUUCUCCUUCUGUGGAUGUUUUUGUUGUCGACCUUCAUUUGCAAUGAUAUACACAUACACAUUGCGGGUUAAGAGAUUUGUAGCGUGAUACGUGGAAUAUGGAAUGGAUAGACUGUGGUUUUUUGUGGCGUAUCUUCCCUCCGGCCGGAAGCGAUUUGGGAGGGAAAAGAUAACUCUACCGAUAAAGUGGAAAAGGGUCCAAAAUUGAGUUACAGCGAUCGAAUUGUGGCCACUUGGCAGACGAAACCGUUUUUGGCAGAACCCUCCGGACAGAGGGCAUCUAUCCAAGGGGGACGGGUGAGUUUUUAUGUAGUUUUAAUGUAUUGAUAUCCAUCAUCAAAUUUGUGCGUUUGUGUAUGAUGACUUUGAUUUAUUGAACAGGGAUAAAUUGAUGCUGUUUUUUUGUACGCUCGAGCGAUUCGUGUGUAGCGAAACAGUUUAGAUUGAUAUCAAACACUAUUUGCAUACAUGUUGGAAGGUGAUAGUUUUUUUUUCUUCAUUUUAUGCGUUUUGUUUUUUGGCAGAAAGUUUUGAGCAACGAAUGCGAUAGCUUCAUUUUGCAGUAUUUAUCGACGAAAGGUUUUUUGGGCGAGGGUAACCCAUAUUCACACCCGGCAAUGAACGGUUUAUAGACGCUAUCCAUUUCCGUGUUUGACGUAAUCCGAUAAGCUGUUUCUUUCGUACGCCGUUCUCAUCAUAAAUCAAGUGCAGAGUGUAUAGUAGAUAGUGCGAAAAUCGCAUACGCAUAUCCUAUAAAUACGUGAAAUAGGCUCGCGCGAGCAAUCCUCUCCACGUGUCUUGAUGAUGCUGUUCCGCACAGUGGUCGGAGGUAUCGGUAUCGUAUUGCAACAAUCCAUACAUCAUACUGGAGAGGCUGGGCGAACCAGGGCAUCUGCCAGGCACGGGACACAAUCGAGUGCUAAUGUGUGAAGAAGCGUCGAAGGAGUUUGGUAAAAUGAAAUUUGACAGCUUGCCGGUAGUGAAAGAAGUGGUUCUUCCUUGGAGCUACUUUCCGGUGACAGGUGAGCCAGGUGUGGGGGGAGGUUCCAUUCGAGGUGGCCACACACACACUGUCAAGGGCGUGAAAGCAAACACGUAAUGAAGUGUCAUGGGCGGCGCUCAGUUUGCUCGGGGCAAACGUCUUCCACACGCUGCCGGUGGUGAAUUAUGGUUGCCACUUGGAGGAUGAAAUAUCUAUUAUUUAUUGCAAUCACUGACAUCUUCGCAUGAACUUGUCUCGUUUGUUUGGCGGGCUCCGAAAUUCGCACCACCACCGGCAUCGGUACACACGCAAUCGAGUCACGUUUCCGUGGAGAGACGUUUCUUUUGCAUUGCACACGAGGAAAGUAUUACCGCGACGUGAAAGCCACGGUUUCAAAUCCGGAUGCUCCUCGGUACAACCGCCGCGCACACACAAAUCCAAUCAUUAUAAAGUGCUGCCAAUAUAUCAUCGACCCUCUAAAUCGUCAAGAUCGUGUUGAGCGGUUGCUCAAAACGACGCUCGUUGCGUCCUGAGAUGAAUUUAUGUAAAACCAAUCCAAAUAAAUGAACCUGUUAGGGGUAAAGUCAUUUUUUCCCUCACCCGGAAGGAGUUGUACGGUCCAAGGAGUUGUAUUUGCGGGAGUCGGUUUGAAAGCAUCCUUUCACCAGACGACCCACCCAGGAAGAUGAUUUAUUGGCAGUGAUUUAUCGGCUUCUUUGACGCACUGUGCGGAGAUUGUCUUGAGGUUUUUGUUCGACUAAACAGGAAAUCCUUUUUUCGAAACCGAAAUCGUUAAAAUCCGGCGCCACAUUGCCACCGGAAUACGACGGACCAUUAUCGCCGACUGUGCAGGCGUACGAUAUUAUUGAGCGCCGAUUUGAAUACGCAAUUCGAGUGAAUUGAGCCCCGUUUUAUAGUUGUUGUGGCCAAUUGUAUAUGAUGUGGAGAUGUUUUCAUGCAUCACUUUUUACAACACGUAAUGUUUCAUGUAACGCUGUCCAUUCCGCUUGGACAUGCAUGCAUGUCGUGUGUAAUUAGAGUUGUUGUCCGAUAUUGAUCGUUGAUACAACAGAUCACGGUACAUGGAUCAUUUGGGAAAGUACAGUAUUAAAAAGAUAGUAUUGUCUAGUUCCAGUAUCAGUACUGCUGACGGAAGCUACUAUGAACAAGACUCUGGCAAUCGGGUGUAUGUGGGCCAUUCUAUGGUGCCUCUUUGCUCUGGUGGAUGGAGUUCUGUACGAAGUUGUGCUAAACAGCUUUGAAGCCGUUCCACAGGAGUUAGACGACAUGUUGGAUUAUGGGACCAUCCGUUUGACUCGUCAGGGAAAGAAUCAGCUCGGAGUGUCCGGUUCCUUCAGGGUGCUUCAAAACGCUGGUUCAGAAACGCAGGUACGCUGGAUAAUAUAUAAAAUAGACUUAUUUGGAAACAAGCGCAUGUUCAUCAAUGGCGCUGGUUCAUUGUGUGACAUCAUUGCAAAAGAUGAAGUGGUCUACCCUCAUCUGCUGGAGUCGUCUAACUUGCCGCCGCAAGAUUCUUGUCCCUUCCCCAAGGGUAACUACACGAUCCACAACUACGUACUGGAUGAACAGAGGUUUCCACCAGCAGUGCCUGCGAGUGAUUGGAUUAUAGAAACAAUAAUGACCCGCGAUGAUAAAGUUGGGGCUGGUUUUAGAAUUAAUUUUACCACCAAAUGAUAUGUUUUAAGGUUUCGCGAAUGGCGAGCAAUUUAUAAAGCAUUCAUUAGACAUCACGUCAAAACAAGGUUUUUUCUCAAACUUUUGGUAAAAUUCGCGUUUGCUAGAGUUAAAAAAGUUGUCUCAUCAAAUGUUUAAUCGAUAAGCAAACAUCAGCAAGGAUUCUAAUACAAUUUCUGAAAUAC